Messenger RNA from Sodiomyces alkalinus F11, 885 nucleotides. Its product is annotated as Phox-like protein. Gene Ontology annotation, molecular function: phosphatidylinositol-3-phosphate binding. The record is from RefSeq and is a predicted model, not a curated record. The transcript is spliced from 3 exons. The coding region runs from base 1 to 885 and encodes 294 amino acids. Gene Ontology annotation, cellular component: endosome. Lineage: Eukaryota; Fungi; Ascomycota; Sordariomycetes; Glomerellales; Plectosphaerellaceae.
AUGUACGGACAAAACCCUCGCGAGGACGUUGCUGUUGUGGCAAGCCACAACGAAGCGGAACGGUUUUGGACAUCGAUUGCCACAACAACGUCCGCCCACUACUCGCAAAUACGCGGGCAACGCCGGGCAGACGAGGCAGAACACACACCUAGCCCGCAACUAGCUCUCCCGCAUGGAUUCAUGGACUCAGCCGUCGACUCCGAAGUCCCAAGUGCUGGCAGUGGGCUCUUGUCAGGCGGAGCGAGCGACCGGCGCCCUGACACGCGCACCCCUCGGCCCUCAGAGACGAACGGCUCGUCGCCACUAAACGGCGGAAAUGCGGCCGACGUACCUGACCAUCAUGCGAGCGAGGACUCUAUCGAGCCCUGGCUGCCGGAGACGAGCACCCCGGCGUCCGCGACCGCUCCGCCGCCAUACUGGUCGCGCAGCAGCAGCAGCAACCCCCACCGCCGGUCCCCCUCGAACAUUUCCAACAUAUCCACGGAGUCUUCUUUCCCUGCCGGAGCUAUCACCAUGCGCGACAACGAGGCUAGCGACCAAGACGAGCGCAACAAGGCGUGCUGGGCGAAAAGCGUCGAGAUCACCGACUACGUUGUCGUCAACGGUAGCACAACGGGAAUCGGCGCCUUCGUCGUCUGGAAUGGUAGUUUCAUGAACAUCCGAAAGCGAUAUUCUGAGUUCGACGAGCUUAGACAUCGACUUGUGAUGACGUUCCCGAACUUUUCUGCCGCCGUACCUCCUUUACCGCCCAAAAGUGUCAUAUCCAAGUUCAGGCCAAAAUUCCUCGACAAAAGGCGACAAGGCCUUCAGUACUUUUUAAAUUGUAUCAUGCUGAAUCCCGAAUUUUCUGGGUCACCAGUACUCAAGGAAUUUCUAUUCUCGUAA